GCCGCGGACGCAGGGGGCGGGGCGGACGCCGGAAGCCGGAAGCGCGGCCGGCGCAGGCGUCCAGCAUGGAAGAAUUUAAAGAUGCAAGUCCACCUGAAGAGUUGCUCAGUCACUUAAAGCUUUCUGACCAGAAAUCUGCAGAGACUGGCACCAGAGAUGCCCAGAACCCCCAGACCACUGGGAGUGGAUGUGCCCCAUCCCCAGGCCAAGAUCCCACAACAGAUGAGUGUUUCCAUGACUGUCAGGACUCCUUUGAGGCAAAGGAAGCUGUGCUGGAUGAUGAAGGGAAUGUACAGAACGGUGGGAGUAGCUCGAGGAAGCAGACAGAACUAGAUGAAGAAUACUUACUAGAACUAGAGAAAGAUAUGCCAGAGGAAGAGAAACAGGUAAUCCAAAGCACCAGUGCUGAAUUUGGCAAAUAUUGGGAGAGUAAAGAUGCUGCAUUAAAACCUGCCUCCCAACAUAAAACUCGUCUCUGGCUCCCUGUCCUGGUGUUUAACUACACUCAUACUGGAAACAUUUGUCCUGACAAGACAGAAGCUGCUCUGAGUGACUGCACCAAAGCUGUGGAAUUAGACCCUCACUAUAUUAGAGCUUUGCUGAGGAGAGCAGAACUAUAUGAAAAAACAGAAAAACUAGAUGAAGCUCUGGAAGAUUAUAAGGCAAUCCUAGAAAAAGACCCAUCAGUUCAUCAAGCCAGAGAAGCUUGCAUGCGAUUACCGAGACAAAUUGAAGAAAGGAAUGAAAAACUAAAGAAAGAAAUGUUGGGCAAACUGAAGGAUCUUGGGAAUUUAGUUCUCCGCCCCUUUGGCCUGUCAACAGAAAACUUCCAGAUAAAACAGGAUUCAUCAACUGGCUCAUACUCCAUCAAUUUUGUUCAAAACCCAAACAACAACAGAUAACAUGGAUUCAGUCUGGCUCUGCCUGUGUUCUUGCACGUCCCAGCGACAGGAUCCCAAACACCCUUCACCCUCCCCAGGGGAUGAGACUCAGUAUAUUCAUUUUCCUGCUUGUGAAAUUAUUUGCAGUGUGGAUGUAAAGCAAGUCAUUUGACUUCUCGUAGUGAUAACUGUGUCCAGUGUGUGAUUUAUUAUUUUUUAAAGUAUUUUUUCCCUUCCCAUGUGGUGUUUGGCUCAUCCAAAAGGGAGGUUCCUUGUUUUAGCCCACUCAGUGCUGGCAACAAAAUUCUAGGAAGCAGUUCAGGUGAAUCCAAACACUCACCCACCUGAGGCCAGGAACAAAGGCUUGUGGUGUCCUGGGAAUUAGGGAAUCCACUCAGCAGGUGGUUGUGACUGGCAGCACCAUGGACACAAGCUCUGGAAUCCUGGUUCUUUGUAAUAAAGGCUUGGUGGUUGUUUGGUUUGUGAGGUUCUUGCCUUGUUUGAGUCCUUCUCAGGGUGGUUUUGUUGUUAUAAGUGCUUCCAGCCACCCACAAAUAACACACUUGCAAGACAAUAAUAAUUGGAAGCAUUUGAUUUUUUGGCCUUGCUUAGAGCAAUAUUAGUAAUUUAACCUGAGGCCACCCUCACAGCACAGUUUGUGUACUUGUUAUUAAUUUUUCUGAAGGCAACAAUGAAAUUUUGUGCCUCUUUACACCUACACACUGUCAUGGUACCAUCAAAUUAAAUUUGCUUGUGUGAGAUUCAUUCAUGUUGCAGAUAUCCAGUGGCAAACAUGAGCUGAUUGCAAAAGGUCUUUACAGUAUCCUGGACCUUGAAGAGUUUGAAAUAUUUAUAGAACGAGGUCCCCUUUGAGGUCCCUCCCAACCCAAACCAGUCUGUGAUAUAUAAAUGGGUUCUGCUGAGGUGAUUCAUUCAGAUUUUGGAGAAGGUGCCUUUUGUAAUUCCUGCUUUCUGGUUUUUAUCAAUGCUGAAGUGUUUACAUUGGAGACAGAUUCUUCAGUUGUCUCCAUGCAGGUUUCAAUACAUGAUGUAAUUAAAUAAUUAGCAGUGGCUGUCUUGGC
Lepidothrix coronata (blue-crowned manakin) is the source of this 1963-nucleotide messenger RNA. RefSeq names its product tetratricopeptide repeat domain 1 (gene TTC1). NCBI's taxonomy places the organism in Eukaryota, Metazoa, Chordata, Aves, Passeriformes, Pipridae. The coding region runs from base 66 to 902 and encodes 278 amino acids. The record is from RefSeq and is a predicted model, not a curated record. The transcript has 7 exons. Gene Ontology annotation, molecular function: protein binding.